Cicer arietinum (chickpea) is the source of this 1876-nucleotide messenger RNA. RefSeq lists its product as uncharacterized. Gene Ontology annotation, molecular function: mRNA binding; protein binding. Gene Ontology annotation, cellular component: catalytic step 2 spliceosome. Gene Ontology annotation, biological process: mRNA splicing, via spliceosome. Lineage: Eukaryota; Viridiplantae; Streptophyta; Magnoliopsida; Fabales; Fabaceae. The record is from RefSeq and is a predicted model, not a curated record.
UGUGCUAAUUUACUGUCGCGAACAGGUUACAGGGAAAUUAUCUUCGCUUGGAAGUUUGAAAAGCUUCCCCUCCUUCACUCGGUCAUUCUUUCUCUUUCGCCAGUUAGUAUCACUAGCAUUCUCCACAAUGGAUCUAAUUCACCAAUACUCAGACGAGGACAACAACGAUCUAGACUCGCCAACUCAAAACCCUAACUCACCUGACAAUUCAUCCCCACCCCGCCUCCUUCCUACACGUUCCGCCGCCCCCAAAGUAGACGACACUAUGCUCGCCCUAACCGUCGCCGACCCUAAAACCCUCUCUAAACCGAUUGACCCAACUCAACACGCUGUCGGCUUUAACCCAACUUACGACCAACUAUGGGCCCCCAUUCAAGGUCCAUCUCACCCUUACGCUAAAGACGGUUUAGCUCAAGGUAUGCGUAACCACAAACUAGGUUUCGUUGAAGACGCUAACAUUGAACCCUUCCUCUUCGAUGAACAGCAUAACACUUUUCUCAAAUUUGGUUACGCCGCUGAUCCUUCCGCCUCGAAUUACGUUGGAGAUUUCGAUUCCUUGCAGAAGAAUAACGCUGCUUCUGUUUACAAUAUACCCCGACAUGAACAGAAGAAGCGAAAAAUUGAAGCCACCAGGAAAGAAGAGAACGAUAACGACAACAGUAAUGAUGGUGACAAUGAAAUGGAGAUCGAAAACCCUGCUUCGGAGGCGUGGUUAUUGAAGAAUAAGAAGAGUCCUUGGGCUGGGAAGAAGGAGGGUUUACAAGGAGAGUUAACUGAGGAACAAAAGAAGUACGCUGAAGAGUACGCGAAGAAGAAAGGCGAAGAAAAGAGUGGUUUUGGAGGUGAAAAGAGUGAGGUUGUUAAAGAUAAGAGUACUUUUCAUGGUAAAGAAGAAAGGGAUUAUCAAGGUAGGUCUUGGAUUGCACCUCCUAAAGAUGCUAAAGCUAGUAAUGAUCAUUGUUAUAUACCGAAAAGAUUGGUGCAUACUUGGAGUGGACACACCAAAGGUGUUUCGGCUAUUCGAUUUUUCCCCAAGUCUGGUCAUUUGAUUCUAUCUGCUGGUAUGGAUACAAAGGUUAAGAUUUGGGAUGUUUUGAAUACUGGAAAAUGUAUGAGAACUUAUAUGGGUCACUCUAAAGCUGUUAGGGAUAUUUGUUUUAGCAAUGAUGGGACAAAAUUUUUGAGUGCUGGUUAUGAUAAGAAUAUUAAGUAUUGGGAUACCGAAACGGGGCAAGUUAUAUCAACUUUCUCAACUGGGAAGAUCCCUUAUGUCGUGAAGCUUAACCCAGACGAAGAUAAGCAGAAUGUUUUGUUGGCUGGUAUGAGUGAUAAGAAGAUUGUUCAGUGGGAUAUGAAUUCAGGACAGAUAACUCAAGAGUAUGAUCAGCAUUUGGGUGCUGUAAAUACCAUUACUUUUGUUGAUAACAAUAGGAGAUUUGUUACUUCUAGCGAUGAUAAGUCCCUUAGGGUAUGGGAAUUUGGUAUUCCUGUUGUUAUAAAGUAUAUUAGUGAGCCACACAUGCAUUCUAUGCCGUCGAUUUCUCUUCACCCCAACGGGAAUUGGCUCGCCGCACAGAGUUUGGAUAACCAGAUACUUAUUUAUAGUACGAGGGAGAAGUUUCAACUUAACAAAAAGAAGAGGUUUGCUGGACAUAUUGUUGCUGGGUAUGCUUGUCAGGUCAAUUUUUCGCCGGAUGGACGGUUUGUCAUGUCGGGAGAUGGUGAGGGUAAGUGUUGGUUUUGGGAUUGGAAGAGUUGCAAAGUCUUUAGAACUCUCAAGUGUCAUGAAGGUGUUUGCAUUGGUGCCGAGUGGCAUCCUCUGGAACAGAGCAAAGUAGCAACGUGUGGCUGGGACGGGUUGAUAAAGUAUUGGUAA